CAACCGGUAGAUGCGUUGCUACGAUCGGAAAGAGGAUCCGCUACGUUGCUGAGGACGAAUUAUUAUUGGGUAACCCUCGCAGUGUAUGUGUUGUGCUGGUCGCUGUUGGCUUCUUUAGAAUAAUUGGUUCCCGUAUAUACUCAGAAUGCAACCUUAACUCUUCGAAAUGGACCAUUUGCAAUGGGAUUGGCAGCAGACACUGCAAAGCAAGAUAAAAGAGAUAUUGGACAAAUACCCGGAUGAUGGACAGAUUCUGAAGGAAAUUAUACAAAAUGCUGAAGAUGGCAAAGCCAAGUGUGUCAAAUUCCUCUAUGACAAGAACAGUUACUCGAUAGAUGGACUUCAGGACCCUUCGUUGGCACAACAUCAGGGCGAGGCAUUGUACGCCUAUAACGAUGCCGUCUUCACAGAUGAGGACUUCAGGAAUCUCCUCAAUGUGGGGAAGAGCUACAAGCAGGCGGACAGGACCAAAGUUGGAAGAUUUGGACAGGGUUUCAAAUCAAUCUUUCACAUGACAGAGUUACCAACCCUGCUUAGUGGAAAGUACAUUGCCAAAAUAAGCCCCUACAAGGAGAAACUACCAUGUGGCGAACACUCUAGAGUCUACUCUGAAUUUCCUGCAGAGCUUCAGAGUUUCCAAGGAGAGUUCCAAGGAUACAAUGAAGGAGUUGACGAAAAUGGACUCUAUAAGGGUACCAUGUUUAGAUUUCCCCUUCGGAAACAUGAAUCGGAAAUAUCCAAGACUCUCUAUGGGGAAGAGAAGAUUGUGGACUUGUUUAACUCGCUGAAGGACCGGGCAUACAUGAACCUACUGUUCCUGAAGUCCCUUGAGUCAAUAGAGGUAUAUGUACGAGAGUUACAUGAGCCAACGCCAAGGUUGCAGUUUCGCAUUUGCCUGAUCAAUAGGGAUGAGGACGUUUUGAAUCGCAGAGCUAAGUUUUUUCAAGAACUUGGCAUGGCGGAGAACAAGCUAGUUGAAGACCAGCGUCAUUUGACCUAUCAGAUAGAUCUCCAAACCUAUAUUCCUUGGCCAGCUGGUGAUGCAGGAUGUGCUGAUGAUACCCGGAGCUUCCUUGUUUGCCACUACUACGAUGCAAAGGGUGUGUCUUCACGCAUGAAGGAACUCCUAGUAGAUGAAAGGCUGAGUUAUCUGCCGCUGGUUGGCGUUGCCAUGCCUCUAGGUGUGAAACAUGCCCAGGGCAUCUCCGAACCCGAUGGACACAUCUUCUGCUUCCUACCACUCCCAAUCCAUGAUAACAAAAGUCCAACGGGCCUACCUGUUCAUAUCAACAGUUUUUUCGUGGUUGGUUCUGACAGGAGUGAAGUAAAGUGGCCAACAGCCGGACAGAGCCAUGAAAAGAUGUCGAAUAAUCUGAAGUGGAACCAGUGUCUCUUGGAAGAGCUCAUUCCCUGUGCGUACACCCAACUACUUCUUGAUGCAACGCAACACCCACAUAUCCAACCUGACGACAUUUGUCAUGCCUUCCCUAACACUGAGUGUGUGGAUGAAAAAUUAAAAGGUUCUCUCGUGCCACCUUUUCUGAAGCAAGUAUUGACUUCGCCCAUACUCCCUACUGCUGGAGGCGUAAACAGAUACGUCGGUGUGAAAGAUGCUGUGCUGUGCUCCCCUCAAAUCGAUGAAAAGACAAGACUCGUCUUGGUGCGGCUCUUGACCGAAUGUCAGAUGAAUGCUGUGUGCAUUCCAGCCCAUAUGAUGGACGCUAUCAAGUCUACCUGCAUCGAGCUGGUUAAAGAAGCAACACCAACUCUUGUUUGCCAAGUGAUGAAACAAUUUGACGGCUACAUGUCAUAUUCCCGACAAGGAAAGCUCGAGCUUCUCCAAUAUCUUCUUGGGAAAGGAGCAGUCCGACCUCAAGAUCUUCAUGGGUUGCAACUACUCCCUUGCUCUGAUGGCACGUUUACAGUCAUCGGGUCGUUUGCCGUGACAGAAAAGAUUUACAUCGCAACUGACAAGAAUCAGAAGAUCUUGCCCUCUUUGGAAAGCAAGUUUUUGAGCAACGACAUUGACCAGUCCUUGAAGGUGAUGCUUUGCCAACAAGACGUGAUAGGCAAUACACAGCUUGUCCAGUGCACAGAAGAUGACAUCCUCACACUUCUUCCACAGAUAUUCCCUCAAGGAUGCAAAGACAAAGAUGUUCUUGUGUGCGACAACGAUGCGAAGCACCUGACCAAUACAUGGCUUGAUGAUCUGUGGCAUUUUCUUGUCUCAGUGUCUGAGAGCCACCCCAACCACUUGAACAAAGUCAAACACUUGCAUAUACUACCAAUUCCGAAUACAGCAGGACAGUUGCACUUGUCUAAACUGUCAGGCGGUGCUACUUGUGUUGUGAAGCAGCUACACGAUGAAUGUUUACCUUAUCAUCUAGCAGCGGCUUUAGAGCACUUUAAAAUCACUCUUCUGGAUCGUCUACCAGAGGUCAUCAUGCGGCACCCUCACGUCUUCGAUCAGCAUUGUGUCUACCAGCCGAAUCCAGAGUCGGUCAUGUUGGCGCUGUUGGCAGCGUGCAGCAGAGACAGAAGCUCAAAUGUUGGGAACUUCAACAAUCAUGCAUCCAGGGAGGAACGGUUGGCAUUCCUUCAGUUCUUCGAACCUCUGAGAUCAGAGCUAAAGGGUGGAAGCGAAUGGAAGUCGUUCAUGAAACAGCUGGCGUUGUUCGAAACUGUAGAUGGAAGUGGGAACCAACCAAGACACUACACAAGUGUAAAUGAGGUACAGAAUGGUAUGAGAAGCUACUCCAUCCCCGUUCAUUGCCCGUGCCAACUCCUUGAUAUCAGUUCUCUUGAUGUGCAGCUGAUGUCAGAAUACAUUGGUAUCAAAACACUGACCGAGACGAUGGUUCUCGAAGAGCACUUAUUCGAUGAAAUCACACAGAGGCGGAUUGGUGGUUCUGAUGUUGAGAAGGUAAUGGUUUACGUUCUCCAGGACCUCGACCAGCAUGUGAAGUACAGUUCUACCUUUAAGGACCGUUUAAUCCAGCUGGCGUUCCUAACAGAUAAGCAGGGAACAUACCACAGGGCUUUAGAUUGCUUUGAUCCAAGCGACAGCGUCCUCCAAAACUUCUUCCAAGGGGAAGAUAGGUUUCCGACCGAAAUCUACUGCGCCUAUAUCGAUCAGUUAAGACGCCUAGGUCUUAAAGGAAGGAGUAUGGUAGUAGACCAAGAUGUCCUAAUCUCAGCCCAAAUAGUAGACAGGGAUAGUAGAGGCCUCGGUGGUGGGAUGCCAUUGGCUCAACUUGAGACUAAGAGUCGAGGAAUAGCUGAUGUCAUUGAAAGUGGGAUCAUACUGAGGGAUGCAGUUCGCCAGCAGCUUCGAAACCUUUCGUGGGUACCAGUGCAGCAGGAAAGACCUGCUUAUCUAUCCCUUUUGCCAUGGGGUGCCGGGAGUGGCGUGUUCCAGUCACCGAAUUCGCUGUGUCUCUCGUCACAGAUUCCUGUAGUUGGUUCCACCAUGCCGUCCACGAGGAUAUCGGUGGUGCCAGAUAAAAUUUUGGAAACAAUCUGUGGUCAUGAUCAAUGCAGUCUUCCUGUCGCUAAGAUCGUACAGCACCUGAAGAACAUUGUAACCCUAUACAAACCAGAAGAAAAACUAGCCCUGAUGGGAUUCGUGAAGCAGAUUUAUGACACCCUCCGAAACUACGGUGCUCCUGCUGUAAGAACCGCUUUCAGCGCUGAAGGUCUCACAGAAUGGGUCUGGCACGGCAAUGGUUUUACUUCAGUAGAAUGUGUUUCGAAGGACCUACCAGAGAACAUGGAACCCUAUGCAUAUAGAAUACCCGACGAAAUGUCCAACAUCCAUCCCUGGUUGCUGACAAUGGGUGCGAGAGUAGAGUGUAACUGGCCCCAGAUACUGCUCAGGAUUAAGAAAUGGUACGAUGCACAAGAUUCCGUCUCCAAGGAAAGGGUUUCACACGAUCUCGAGAUGGUUAAGCAGGCAUUGAAGAGAAUAACAGACCUCUACCCGAGUGGGGUACCUGCUAAUGUCAUGGAGACCGUCGUCCUCCCGGUAGGGAACUCUGACGGAAAGUUACAGCUGUUGCCUGCAUCAGAGUGUACCUAUUGUGGAGACGAUUGGGCUUUUGGAGAUAUCAUAGACGUGCAAGAUGAUGGCAUUGGAAGUGGAAAAGCUGUCUACUACAUCGAUGACUCCAUUUCAAAAGAGCUCGCUGAGGCAUUUGGGGUGAAAACGUCCUUGAAUAGACUGUUGGAGGACGACUCUGAGGGAAUCCCUGUCGUAGAAGGUCAUGGGCAAGAGGAAAGUCUCACUCAGCGCCUGAGGUUGCUCCUUCAAGAUUAUCCUGAUGGUUUGGCAAUUCCAAAGGAACUUAUACAGAACGCUGAUGAUGCCGGGGCCUGUGAAGUCAAGUUCUUGUAUGAUGAGCGGGAAAACCUUGACGCAAUGGAUGGCUUACUUGGUGAAGGAAUGAAAGAAUGCCAGGGGCCAGCGUUGUGGGUUUACAACGACAAAAUGUUCUCAGCGACAGACUUGAAAAACAUCAAGAAACUCAGUGGGGCUACAAAGGAGGCAGAAGGUGACAAAAUUGGGAAGUUUGGACUUGGGUUCAAUGUUGUGUAUAAUGUCACUGAUGUUCCAAGCUUCAUGACAAAUGAAACCAUCGUUAUCUUUGAUCCACACAAGUCCCAUCUUGGAAGAGCAAAAGCAAAAGAUGAUGCUGGAUUGAAGAUCAACAUUUUCUCUGGCAGCAGAAAAAGUGCACAGAUCAGAAAGAAAUUUUACAAUCAAUUCAAAACAUACCAUGGUGUUUUUGGUUGCCAGGUUGCAAAGGAAGGUGCACAGUGUCCUUUCAGUGGUACGCUCUUCAGACUUCCACUUCGACAAGCUGGGUCAAGGAGUGAGAUCAACAGUAUGCCGUACACUAAGGAUUCCAUCGAGGAGUUGUUUCAGCUUAUUAUUGACCAGGCGAGCGAUCUGCUUCUUUUUACACAGAGUGUAAAAUCCAUAGAACUGCAUCAUCUAGCUAAGACGGCAAAGGACCCCUCGCAGUCGGUUCGUAUAUUUCACGUGAAGUCAACACCUAAUGUGCUGAGGCCUCUCCCAUGUUUACAACAUUUAAAGGAAGAACCAACGAUUCUGAAGACUGCUUCAUGCCUGGUAAAAGACCUAAGCAAGGCUCUACCUAGUGAUAUGUGUAGGACAUCUAUAGUGCACACAUGUCAACAGCUCGAUGCAAGAUGUCAGCUUAAACUCCGUGGACAAACAAAUGAGGUGCACUGGCUGGUUCAUGAUUGUGUCGGGACCAAAGAAUCCAUGACGCUCGCACGAAGCAGUACUUUGCAGUCUAAUGUACCAGUUGCAGGGAUUGCUGUCCAGCUAGAGAAGAAAGAUCAGAGGUUUAAGCCAGUUACCAGCAGUGGAGCCUCAUUGCCAGUCUUCUGUCAUUUGCCCCUACCGUCGUCAGUGAGGAGUGGAUUGCCAGUUAUCGUGAACGGCAGUUUUGCGAUUAAGCCAGAUCGACGUCAGAUCGUAAAGAUCACAUCCGAUGAUAAAGUGGACAAUAAGAUGAGUGCCUGGAAUGAAGCUCUCAAAAGGGACGUCAUCACUGAAGCAUACAUCGGUGCCUUGACACAGAUUAAAGACAUUGUGACCGAGGACUAUGAGCCAUAUAGUCUGUGGCCUGACAUCAGCAGCAUAGACGAGGGCUUUAAAUCUGUGUAUACGAGUUUCUUUCAGAUGCUCGCCAGCCAAACGUGUCCAACAUCUCCAAAGAUCUUCACUAAUGGGAGUUCUUGGUUUGACUAUCAACAUGCUGUCUUUUUGGAUGAGAUUCUUGCAUCUUCUGACCUGCAAGAAGUUUUCUUGUGCAGACUUCAGUUCUACCUAGAAAGAACGCCCAGUCAGGACAGAAUUACAGCAACAAUCCUGCCAAAUAACUUGAAGGAAGGUUUCUCUAAGUUCAAUAUCAAUGCCAAGGUUUUCACCUGUGCCGAAGUGUACGUGAAGGCCAUACUUCCAUACCUGCAUCAGCUUGACAACCAAGAGCAGACCAGAUUACUAUUGUUUGCCUUGCAGCAGGCAAAAUCUGACCAAACGCUGAGUAAUAUACUUAAGGCGUAUCCUUGUAUUCCUGUCCAGCCGAAUGGUAAAACAUUCCUAAAACCUGACCAGUUGAUAAGUCCCAAUGGCAGACGGGCAAACCUGUUUAAUGAAACAGAUGGUGUGUUCCCGAUGCCAGGUUUCUGCGGAGAUGAGUCCCUAUCAGUUCUAAAGGAUCUGGGCAUGAAUGUCAAUGACAUAUCAUGGGACCUGGUCACAGAGCGCGCCGAAUCCAUGAGGAAUCUCUCUGGAAGGCAGAGAGAAGAGAGAAUGCAGCAUUGGACGUCCUAUGUCGAAGAGAAACUGCAGUGUUAUGGUGGGGAAAAACCAAGCCAAGUGCACUUAGAGAAACUGAAGACGAUUCGAUUCCUGCCAGUUCUUCCAAAGCCAGAGCAUUAUCCCAUAAGAUGGAAAGGUGAUGACAUGACUGGUGGUCUAGUGUCUGCUGACGAUGCCUUCGCGACUGAUUGCAAAAACUUGGUAGGGAGCAUCAGGUACAUUGUCGAUGAGAAGAUUUGUGGGUUGCGAGGUGCUCGUCCAAAGGCAAAGCUAAUAGAAAUCUUGGGGUUACAGGAACGAUUCCUCUCCUUAGAUGAUUUUAUCAUCCAGUUGAAGAUGUUGGCCACUGUUCAGCCCAAUGGCUCGAACUCAUCCAAAGUGAAGGAAAUCUGUAAUGAUGUGUACAGCAAGUUGGAUGAGCGUUGUGGAAACUCUACUGAUGCAGCAAUGGUACAGAAUGAGCUAAAAGAACUUCCAUGCCUCUAUACUGGAGACAAGUUCAUGCAUCCAAAAUAUUGUGCCAAGAGUGGGAAACUUGUAUCGAAUUUUCUGCACGUUCUGCCCUAUCCUCUAACCUACCGGCCAGCACUGCUUCAGGCACUUGGGGUGAAGGAACAGUUCCAUGCUACAGACUACAUAGAUGCCUUACAGCGCAUUGCUCCAGACACUGGAGUAAGAACUGUGCGAGAAAUAGCUGAGAACCUCUGUGACUGCCUUAGUCAAACAAAAACAACACUACAGGAAUUGAACUUAAAACCUGAAAAAGGCGUUCAACUGCCCUCUGAGGUAAAUGAUAGAGGAGUAUGGAAACUACUACCUGUAAAGGAACUGUGUUUAAAUGCACUUGGUAAUGACCAUGAGAAAUUGACACAUAAGCAAUGGUUAGGCCAGUCUGUGGGGAAACAGAAGUUGCAUUAUGUUCAUCCUGAUAUACCACUCACAGUGGCCAAAGCUCUAGGGGUAAAGUCAGAUCGUGAGAACGUCUUGAGCAAACUAGGCUCUGGUAUGCCAUUUGGACAAAGUGAGCCACUCUCGAGACGUAUAAGGAACAUCUUAAACAACUACCCAUCCGAUGAAGGUGUGCUGGAAGAACUUCUGCAAAAUGCAGAUGAUGCUGGUGCAACUGAACUUCGAUUUGUUUUAGACAGACGUAAUCACCCAGACGAGAAGGUUUUCAAUGAUAAUUGGAAGCAGCUCCAGGGCCCUGCCUUAUGCGUCUUCAACAACAAGCCAUUCACAAAGAAAGAUCUCAAGGGCAUUUGUAGUUUGGGUCAAGGGGCGAAGUCGAGUGAUCCAGCAAAGACCGGGCAGUAUGGUAUUGGAUUCAACAGUGUCUACCAUCUCACUGAUGUGCCGAGUUUUCUGACUGACGGUGAUGAAAUUGGAAAGACCUUUGGUGUCCUUGAUCCAAAUUUGACAUUUGCACCUGGAGUUUGUGUAGAGAGUCCUGGUCAACUCUAUCAGAGCGACCACUUCAGGACAGUUCGUGAUGAUUUUGCUGAUGUUUUCUCUGGGUAUCUUGAAAACAAGUUUGAUCUGAAGGGAGGGACACUAUUCCGGCUACCUCUCCGCAGUGAAGAAAUGGCAGAGAAAUCUGAAAUCUCUAAGAAACAUGUUGAAGUCGAUGAUGCAGCACGGUUACUGAGGUCAUUUGAAGCAGAAGUGUUUCAGAGUCUCUUAUUUGUCAAUUCGGUGCGCAGUAUUACACUAGAAAGCAUUGGUGACGCUCCUUGGAGCUACAUGUACUCCGUUACUGUUACUAUAUCCAACCAAGACCAGGCUGCACUGAGUGACUUCAACCAGUAUGUAAAGUCUGUUGGCGAACGCUUGACUGAUGGAAGCAAGUCUCUACGAGAUGUACAGUACCGAGAGGUCGUCUAUACUCUGUCGAUGGAAGAUUCGAAAGGCAAAUCACAAAAUUGGGUAGUCUGUCAGUGCAUCGGAUUUAAGCAAUCUGAUAUACCAGCAGAGGUUCUGCAAGCAGUGGCCUCGAAGGAUUUGGCAUUACUGCCGCGGGGAGGUGCUGCGAUUCUGUUGAGCAGCACAGAAGAGGUAAAAGGACGAAAUUUGUUCUGCUUUCUUCCAUUGCCUUCACGUGGGGACACCCAACUCCCCGUCCAUGUCAAUGGUCACUUUGUGCUAGACUCUGCUCGCCGGGCACUCUGGGAUGAUGACGCAAAUUUCAAAGGCCAAUGGAACACCCUCAUAAUGGAGAAGAUUGUAGCCCAGGCAUAUGUAUCCCUCAUAAGCGAUCAGUGUGCAAAGCUCAAAGAUGGAGGGGCUACUGUGAACGACCUUAAGAAGCUGUUCAAGAUGUUUCCCGAUAGAUCAAAGGUUAAAAAGCACUAUCUUCUUGAGCUUGUCGACAAUUUUUACAGAGCUCUGCAUGAGCGCAAGAUAGAAUGUCUGGCGGUACAAGUGGUGUCUGGAGGCUAUGUUGAAACAAGGUGGUUCAACAUUGCUCACUGCGUGCAAGGAGAAGCAUUCUUUGAUAAUCUCAGUCCUUCAUCUGUGAUCCGACAUUUCACCAAGUGCCAACCGACGACGUACAGGGGUCCUAGAUGGACUGGUACACAACAAACCGAAACUGUGACAGUCGGGGAAAGAGAUGAGGUACAUUCAUUGACGAACAUCUUGUGUAGACUAGGUUUCAGCCUGCUCUGUUCACCGAUGUUCAUCUACGAUUCGCUUCAGAAGGUGGAGAUAGGUGUACGCAAAGUUGAACCAAUAACAGUGUUGGACUACCUCUACAACUACAAGGCCUACACUGAUUGCACUUUGAAAGGUCUUCCCCAGCCUGUCUGUCAGUCACCUUAUGAAGAUAUCGAAUCGGUGGUGACAGUGAUCAAAUACUGUUAUAAAAGUUCAAACGCUUCAAACGAAAAUAUCAAGUCUUUACAAGGUCUGCCUCUGUGCGUGACUGGUGAUGGGCUGCUUAAGGAGUUCUCAGUGACUACGGCACUGUUUUACCCUAGAUUUGAUACACUUGCACCGGAUCAUGCUAGUCGAUUUGUGAAUAGGGAUGUUUUUGUUGCCAUUCCCUCAGAUGUUCGCACCAAGGAACCACUGGCAUUAGUUGAACUCACAAUCCAAGACCUGACACCACUGCUCUUACCUGGUAAGGAACAUCUCAAGGUCGCUAAUAGGAUAGAAUGGAAUCCAACCACUGACACGGACAAGACGGUGAAGAAAUGGAUAGAGGAACUUUGGGAGUUGAUCAACAGUGAGAUUAAUGAGGCAUGUAGAAAGAAAAACGGAGACCGGGAGGCCUUACACCGACUGAAACUGGCACCUUUGAAGCCAUUCUGCAUCGUACCAGCACAUGAUAGACAAGAACGAAAACAUUUCUUGUACCAGCUUGAGUGCGCAAAGUGUGUAAUGAGUGAAAGUGUAAGUGUUGCUACCUUGUACAAGGAUGAUAACGUUCGUGACAAGUUGCUGGAGGCAGGAAUCCCUAAGCUAGAUAAAGACCAUCUCCCUGGCAGAACGUAUCCAUACAAGUCACUGUUAGCACUGCCAAAGGAAUUGACCUCAAACAUGGAAGAUCCCCGCAGUGUGCUUUAUGCACUCUGGUGUCGUCUGCAGAAUAAGUCCGAUGUUAGCCGCCUAAAGCAAGUCACAGAGAACACAAGGAAUGCACACAUGCUUAGAGAGUACUUUACUGCUUUCUUCAAGAAUCAGUGUACGAACGAAGAGGCUGUCCGUUUGAGAGACCUGCCAAUAUACGAGUUUGUGAAUGUCACUGUGUCUGUCCUUAACAAAAGUGGUCAAGGAUGCUACUUAGUUCCAACCGGGAUACCAAAAGCUGGUUUAGAUAACUGGUAUUCCAAGGACACACAUGAGAAAUUCAUCUUUCAAACAGCCACUGAUGUUGACAAAUUACUCUGCAGACUUGGAGCAGUCAAGAAGUCUGAAGUUGAUCUGUAUGUGACCUUGAUACUUACCGAGUUCAAUUUCCAACACUUCCUGAGUGAGGAUGAACAACGAAAACAUCUCGACUUCAUUCGAACGACCGUCAUACGAAAUUUGAACAGCGAUGGAAAUGAAUACAAGGCUUUGUUAGCUUCACUUCAGAAGCUACCAUUCCUGAAGAACUCGAAUGGAGACUUGCAGCUUGCAAAAGAGUUCUUCAGCCCAAAUGUCCCGCUGUUCAAGGCCAUGGAGAUAAAAUUCCCACCGAAGGAGUUCUGUGACAUUGAAUGUCUGGCGUUCUUACAGCUGUGUGGUCUCAGGGCCACAGUGACUGCUGAAGACCUAGUAAGGUACGCGGGGGUAGUGGAGCAGGAAGGCAAGACGAAUCCAAAGGAGAUAACAAAAAUGAGAUCACGACUUAUUUGCGAAGAAUUAAGGAACCAGGAGGAAACGACACUCUUCCAACUGAAGGACAUUGCCUUCGUACCGAUAGAGUCUGUUCCUGUGAAAUUUUCAAACUUGCAUUGUCAGUUUUGCCAAGAGGAUCCAGAGAAAAUGGUCUUCACUUGUUUCCAGAAUAGUGUGAUGUAUUCCAGUUUCGAAGUGUGUUGGACCUCUGCUAAGAUCCUACCUGCGUGGAUGGGGGCUGAAUUUGUGAAGGACGGACCUUUGACUGCUCAGAAACUUCAACAAUCUCUUGGAAUACAAAGUAAAGUCACGAUGACAACAGUUCUUGCCCACUGCAUCAAACUGACAAGACACAUAUCAAGACUCAACCUUCGCCAUAAACAACCAGACACUAUCACUGGUGUGAUGAACAAAAUCUAUGAAUACCUCUGCGAAACGAUGAAGACAGAAGGAUCACGUUGUUUGAAAAACCUGGCCAAUGAACCAUGCGUGUGGCUAAAUGCUUGCGACAGUCUCGUUCAUCCUCGACAGGUUGUGGUGUCCCUGUCAGCGUGUGAUGAACUCCCACCCUAUCUGUACAGCCUGCCAUGUGAGCUGAGGAAAUACAUUGACGUACUGACACAUAUUGGUGUUGAAAUAGAACCGGAUCACCGCCACUACAUGCUUGUCUUGAAAAUGAUUAAGGAAGAUUUGGGAACAAAUGACCUAGAGUCAGAUGUGAACAAAAUGGCAGCAGCUACCUGUGCAAUCAGGAGAAGCCUGUUCUUCCUGAGUGAAAACAACCCAGAAAACUGCGACCAUCCGUUGUAUCUCCUCAGCCAGAAAAAUACACUCGAGAUUUCAACUGAUCUAUACUGCGUGGAUAAGCCUGGUUGGGAACGCCGAUUGCAGAAUGCCAACUUGCCAUAUCAUCUUCUGUUGAUACCGGAUGAUCCAUUUGAUGGAAGGAAUUUCUUUAAGCACCUACGGAAAAUUCCGAAGGCGCUGCGACCAAAGGAUCUCUCUGAAGUCUUGGUUGAGGUUAUCGAUGAAAACAGCAUGCAACCCAUGGACUUAUUGGAUAAUAACACAUCCAAUUGGUUUCAAGAUCGUAUCGCGAAUGAUGAAUUCCAGGCUGGGCUCACUCAACUGCUUACGUCCGAUGCUUUGGAGCAGGAUUAUGGUGACCGCUAUGAAGAAUAUUGGCGUCAGCUAGAAAACAAUAUGCGAAAGAUUCAGUUCAUAGUUGUCAAAAGGGUGGCAACAAUCCUCAAAGAAAGAGAAGGAGGCAUAAUUCAAGGGACAGACAAUGACGCGCAGAGUGUUCUUGUUAAGACCUCUGGUGCUGGAUGCAUGGUGUAUGUUGCUAAGGAUAGAAUUGGACAAGGACACUCAUCGACGCGGGAUAUUAGGGAAUAUACUAAACUCUUGAAGAGCAUCAUCAAAGAAUCAUUUCCGACACUUCGUCCAGAUACCUUGGACAUCAUCAAAGAUUUGUUCAACACUCCAUACAACGAAAUCCAAGCUUUGCUUGAUGACAAUGGCAUCAGGGCGUCAUCACGCAUCAGAAGCAAGAUGGGGCCGAUCUUAGGUGACUACCUCCCCCUAAACAAACACUGCUUAUUGGCACCCGACUUCCUACAGUUCUUCAGUGGGGAAUACAUCGCUUUCGAGCUAGAUGACCCCCUCAAUGCUGGACUUGAAGGACAAGCUACCUACAUCUACGCUAAGGUUGUGAAAGCACUUGGGCCUAAAGAAGGCACUGAAGAUCAGGUUAUCCGCAUGUACGAGAUAGACACAGGCAAUGGAAAGAUUACCACUUCCUCCUCUUCGAUGUACAAACUAUCAUGCCAUGCUUUAGUUACUGCAGACGGCGCGCCAAAAGACCAAGAAUAUGACCUUGAAAAGGUCAAAUGUCAAGUGGCUGCAGACGUCGACUAUGCCUUCUACAAGCUACCGAUAGAGGACAGGAACCGGGUCUUGAAACGACUCAUCGUGAAAUGGCAGCCUGGAAAGCACCCUGGACAUGAAGGCACUGCAAACGAGGUACUGAAAUUCCUUGACAACAAAAUUGCACAGAUAGAAACUGACAGCAAUCGUUCAGAAACGAAUAGCAGCGGAUCCGGGGGUACGAUAUGGUAUGGUGUUGAGCAUAUAUCAAGAUAUGCUUGCAGCAGAGCCCAAGAACAGAGCCGAGAUAUCCAGCAACAGAGACAAUGGUUGGAUUCCAACUCGUCCGCCAGGGCUGGUCUAAGUGACCCAACUGACUACAGUUACUUCAGAGGUUGGGCUAGGAAUCCACAGCCAGGUGAAGCGAAGCGAUGGUAUCGUCAGGCGGAGAUGGACCUCAAGGCAUCGAAGCAUGAUCAUGAUGGUUCCAGCAGGGCGUACGAAUGGGCACUCUACAAAUGCCACCAGGCAGCCGAGAAGGCUCUAAGAUCCGCCUACUUUAUGAAGGAUGUCCCGCAUUUCAAGCACCACAACCUCCCCGACAUUGCGGAACUCCAUGGUGAUGAAACCCUCAAAGGCCUCGCUGACGAGAUUGCCCAGGAGCUAGGAGAUGGGAUGAAGCUACGCUACCCCGACCGCCUGUCCUUUCCACGUAUCCCCCAUGACCUAUACGGUGAGGAGACUUGCUCCAGGAUCUACGGACUGACGGAAAGAUUGGUACAACGAGUGGGGCACUUCGUCAUGGGGGUAUAAUACACUAGCAAAUGACGAGGCUGUGUUUCCUUAUGAGUAAUCACCGUGGGUAAAUGUAUCGGUUUGCCAAAGAAAAACACGGGCUUACAGGGAGAGGAAUGACGACACAAAAGAAACAGGCAAAAGAUUAGUCCAUUUUGAGGGGCGUUAAAGCACACAUUUAGUAUUGUUAUCCGAUUGCACCCCUCCAUCCCUGUAAUAGGAGGGUCUUAUUUCUAUUGUGUUACAAAGGUAAACCAAUACCUUUACCCACCGUGGUAAUGUAUACACGUAGAUGUGUAUAGUCAAGUUCUUUUGCGUGAACAAUUUACUGUUGAAUUCUCCUUUCAUGUCUGUUACAUGUACAUUUAGGGUAGAUGAUGGGGUUAUUGUAGCCCCAGUUUAUUUGUAGCCCCUGCACUCUGAUGCAUUGGGAUAUCAAUCAAUAUCAUAGGCAGGGGCUACAAUUAAACCGGGGCUACAUUUACCCCAUUCUACCUUACUUUUUUUAUUCGGGUGGAUAAAAUAUAUUUAGAAAAACCUAAACAAAAAAAUGCAUCAAAAUACCUUUGCAAUAUUAUAUAGAAUCAGAUGAAAGGUCCAUAAAGAAUCUGUGAAGAUCAUUAUAUAGAAAUUCUAUGACGAUAUUGUGCAAAGAAAUUUCUGUGUGAAAAUAGAUUCUGUAUGGAUUUUUGAUGGAAAUAUUCGGCUGUGUACUUUUUUAGUGUCGCCUUUGCUCGUUGUGAUUAUUAUUAUUGUCCCCAGGACUAUCUCAGUAACGGACCCGUUUCACAUUGCCUAAUUUCAUUGUCUGUGGAUACUUGAUUUUCAACUUAAGUUGAAACUCUCAAAAGUCUACCCUAUUUGUCUUAUUGUAUUUACCUGUGCCACAGGUAAAACAUGAAAUUUGGCAUUUAUAGUACAUAUUUGUAUAUCAGUCUGGACAAUGGUAUUGUUGAAUUUUACACGAUUAGAAAUUUUCAAAUUCAAGUUAAAUUUCAAAACUUCGAACAAACGGGGGUGACCUUUAAAAUUCAACCACUCCAAACAAUUUCUGCCUACAUUAUUUUCCAGUUAUAGGUAUGUACCGUAUGUAUCUGAGGCCAAUUGGUCAACAACCACUAUAUUUGGUGCUUUGUUGUUCGGUCUACACCGAAUCAUGAUAUUCAGCAAUGUCAGGUUUGAAGGCAAGACAUCCUCGAAAGCCAGAGUCGGUCGUAUCCUCCUCCCCUCGCACACGUUAGUCGUUCGUGCCGAUUGUUCGCCCAAAGUUCAGGAUGGAGGCGAGAAAGGGAGAGAUCAGAUAAAUUAUGUGCGCAUGCGAACAUGUAUAUAUCGGCAACAGUCGACAUGUUUUCGUCCUCACAUUAGAAAAUAUACUGUACAUGUAUCAGGCCAACUCAUUCCAAUUUUCAAGUUGCGAAUAAAUGGAAAAUUUAGUUUUA
Messenger RNA from Lineus longissimus, 14778 nucleotides. RefSeq names its product sacsin-like. The transcript is spliced from 8 exons. The record is from RefSeq and is a predicted model, not a curated record. NCBI's taxonomy places the organism in Eukaryota, Metazoa, Nemertea, Pilidiophora, Heteronemertea, Lineidae. The coding region runs from base 167 to 13354 and encodes 4395 amino acids. Gene Ontology annotation, molecular function: Hsp70 protein binding.